Messenger RNA from Strongyloides ratti, 294 nucleotides. RefSeq names its product Serine/arginine repetitive matrix protein 2. The transcript has 3 exons. Bases 1 to 294 code for a protein of 97 amino acids. NCBI's taxonomy places the organism in Eukaryota, Metazoa, Nematoda, Chromadorea, Rhabditida, Strongyloididae. The record is from RefSeq and is a predicted model, not a curated record.
AUGUAUAAUGGAAUAGGCCUUCAAACAGCACGUGGUUCAGGUACCAGUGGUCAUAUUCAGACGAAUAUUGCAGGAACAAAAUUUGUUCGGAAGCCAAAGAAUGAAAAUCUUGAUAAAAUUGUAGAAAAAGCUGAAUAUGAAUUAAAUAAAGGACCUAAUUUAGAGUUAUUAGAACAUGAAAGAAAGCGACAAGUAGAAAUUAAGUGUUUGCAUUUAGAAGAUAAACUUGAGGAAGAAGGUAUUCCUGAAGAUGAAAUAAAAAAGCCGGAAAGUUUAAAGUUGAUGAUGAUUUGA